UGUGUGUGUGUGUGUGUGUGUGUUUAGGUAGUGCUGGUGUUCCCUGGUCCUGGAUCAGUCUCAGUGGAGGAGAUGACAUGGAGAUUACAGAACCUGGCUGACAUGAAGUCAGCUGCCUCCCCUGACGAGGAACCGUCCCCAAAGAGGCCCAGAGCUGAGGAGACGCCAGGAGCCACACAGCAGGCUGAGGGACAGACAUCAGGAGCCACACACACAGAGGAGAGGGGAGGGGCAGCAGGGAUAGAGGGCCAGACUGAGACACCAGGAGCCUGUCCCCUCCAGAGAGUGGUGUUCAUCGACAGCACAUGGAACCAGACCACCAGAAUCAUCACAGAUGAGAGACUACAGGCGUUGCUCCGUGUGGAGCUGAAGACCAGGAAGACGUGUUUCUGGCGCCAUCAGAAAGGUUCUCCAGACACCUACCUGGCAACCAUAGAGGCUGUCUACUACUUCCUCAAGGACUACCAGGAGCUGUGUCUGAGACAGGAGUACACAGGACAGUAUGACAACCUGAUGUACUUCUACUGUUACCUACACACACUGAUCAACAAGGCUAAGACAACCGCUGGGAGACGCUGAGGACGCAGGGAGGAGAGAGAGGCCAAAACUACUGCAGGGAGGAGAGAGAGGCCAAAACUACUGCAGGGAGGAGAGAGAGGCCAAAACUACCGCUGGGAGACGCAGAGACUGCAGGGAGGAGAGAGAGGCCAAAACUACUGCAGGGAGGAGAGAGAGGCCAAAACUACUGCAGGGAGGA
Messenger RNA from Salvelinus sp. IW2-2015, 757 nucleotides. RefSeq names its product tRNA-uridine aminocarboxypropyltransferase 1-like. Gene Ontology annotation, molecular function: tRNA-uridine aminocarboxypropyltransferase activity. Gene Ontology annotation, cellular component: nucleus. Gene Ontology annotation, biological process: tRNA modification. NCBI's taxonomy places the organism in Eukaryota, Metazoa, Chordata, Actinopteri, Salmoniformes, Salmonidae. The record is from RefSeq and is a predicted model, not a curated record.